CCGCGUCUUGGCAGAGCCCAGCCCGUCUCUCCGCCGCCCUGUGCAGGGAGGCAGAGACGCCCGACAGUCGGCGAGCACGGCCCGGCGGAGGAGCCCGCUGCAGCGGCGCCCCCCUGCACACAGCUCGAGGGAGGGGGACCCCCGACCCCAGCUUCUCCGUGCCUGAGGGGGCCCAUCCCCAUCCAGCCCGCCGCCGGCAUCCCCCGGCUGCAGCGACUCCAGCUCGCCGCGCUACCAGGACAAGUUUGGAUGCCUUUUGAGUUCAUCUCCUCCUUUCCAGAAGAUAAACUGUGAAAUUUAAUAAUGUGGAAAAUCCUUCCCUCUCUUUUUGUAUGUGACUUUGAGAAAAGAUUGGUAUGGUCUUAACAGCACAAGAUCAUCUCUAGAAAUUAGCUGCAACUAUGAGUUCAGAGGAGAAGGGUGUAUCUCCUGCUCACAAAACAUCCACCCCAUCACAUAAAAGUGCCUCCUCUUCAUUGUCAUCUCAGAGGGACAGUAAGCAGAGUGCUCAUGUAUUAGAGCGAAAUGUUUCUUUUGGAAGUGCAGACCCAUCUGUAAGCAAACAGUUGCUCGAAACUGAGUCUGUCUCUCUGUCUAAGGAACCUGACAGCUGGGAAAUCAUAGAGGGGCUGAAAAUAGGCCAGACUAAUGUCCAGAAACCAGACAAACAUGAAGGUUUCAUGCUGAAGAAAAGAAAAUGGCCUUUAAAAGGCUGGCACAAGCGCUUUUUUGUCCUGGAUAAUGGAAUGUUGAAGUAUUCAAAGUCACCAAUUGAUAUUCAGAAAGGCAAGGUACAUGGAAGCAUUGAUGUUGGCUUAUCAGUUAUGUCAAUUAAAAAGAAAGCUCGUAGAAUAGACCUUGAUACAGAAGAGCAUAUCUACCACCUAAAAGUGAAGUCCCAGGAUUCAUUUGAUGCAUGGGUAUCAAAACUGCGCCACCACAGAUUGUACCGUCAGAAUGAGAUUGUAAGAUCACCAAGGGAUGCCAGCUUUCACAUAUUCCCGUCAGCCUCUACUACAGAGUCUUCACCAGCUGCUAAUGUUGCUGUGUUAGAUGGAAAGGUUCCACAAAAUAGCUUCCCAUGGCAACCUGCCAUACCAUGCAGUAAUAGCCUUCCUGCAACAUAUACUACUGGCCAAAGUAAAGUAGUAGCAUGGUUGCAGGAUUCUGAGGAGAUGGACAGAUGUGCAGAAGAUCUUGCACACUGCCAAUCAAACCUAGUGGAACUUAGUAAGCUUCUUCAAAAUUUAGAAAUUCUACAGAGGACUCAAUCGGCACCGAACUUCACAGACAUGCAGGCUAACUGUGUAGAUAUUUCAAAGAAAGACAAGCGGGUCACAAGACGAUGGAGAACAAAAAGUGUCAGCAAAGAUGCAAAAAUACAACUUCAGGUCCCUUUCAGUGCUACAAUGUCACCGGUUCGCCUGCACUCAUCCAACCCCAAUCUUUGUGUAGACAUCGAAUUUCAGACUCCCCCAAGCCAGGUAGCUGACCCCUUGGAAUGCUCCAUGGAGUACAUCAAACUUCAAGAAGAGUUUUGCCUCAUGGCACAGAAAGUUCAUUCUCUUUUGAAGUCUGCCUUUAACAGCAUAGCUAUUGAGAAGGAGAAGCUUAAGCAGAUGGUUUCAGAACAGGACAUUGCAGGCCACAAUUCACAAAUAACACGCCUCAGACAAUCACUUUCUCAGGCUCUCAACCAGAAUGCUGAACUAAGGAGUCGCUUGAACAGAAUACAUUCUGAGUCUGUUAUUUGUGAUCAGGUUGUCAGUGUAAAUAUUAUCCCUAGUCCCGAUGAGACUGGUGAACAAAUCCAUGUUAAUCUCCCAUUGUCUCAGCAAGUUUCUAAUGAAAGCAGGCUCUCUAUGUCCGAAUCUGUCUCUGAAUUCUUUGAUGCACAGGAAGUGCUUUUGUCGGCAAGCUCAUCAGAAAAUGAGGCUUCUGAUGAUGAAUCCUAUAUCAGUGAUGUGAGUGAUAACAUAUCUGAGGACAACACCAGUGUCGCAGACAACGUUUUCCGACAAAUUCUUAAUAGUGAGCUAGCAGGAGGUGCAUUCAGGAAUGGACGUCGGACUUGUCUCCCAGCUCCCUGUCCUGAUACCAGUAAUAUCAAUCUGUGGAAUAUUUUGAGAAAUAAUAUUGGCAAAGAUCUCUCCAAAGUCUCCAUGCCAGUUGAGCUAAAUGAACCUCUUAAUACUUUACAACACCUUUGUGAAGAACUGGAAUACAGUGAACUCCUGGACAAAGCUGCUGAAACUGAUGAUCCAUACGAACGCAUGGUUCUCAUAGCUGCCUUUGCAGCUUCAGGGUAUGCCUCCACUUACUACAGAGCAGGAAGCAAGCCAUUCAAUCCAGUGCUUGGUGAGACUUAUGAAUGUAUUAGGGAAGACAAAGGAUUCCGAUUUUUCUCAGAGCAGGUUAGCCACCAUCCACCCAUUUCUGCCUGUCACUGUGAAUCAAAGAAUUUUGUGUUUUGGCAAGAUAUCAGAUGGAAAAAUAAGUUCUGGGGGAAAUCAAUGGAAAUCCUGCCAAUUGGAACACUGAAUGUGACUUUUCCAAAGUAUGGAGAUUACUACGUGUGGAACAAAGUCACCACCUGCAUACACAACAUCCUUAGUGGAAGGAGGUGGAUAGAGCAUUAUGGAGAAAUAACCAUCAGAAACACAAAAAGCAGUGUUUGUAUUUGUAAGCUCACUUUUGUCAAGGUGAAUUAUUGGAAUUCAAAUGUAAAUGAAGUCCAAGGGGUUGUCAUGGACCAAGAAGGAAAGGUGGUGCAUCGCCUCUUUGGAAAGUGGCAUGAAGGGUUAUACUGUGGGGUUGCACCUUCAGCAAAAUGUAUAUGGAGGCCAGGAUCCAUGCCAACCCACUAUGAACGUUAUUAUGGCUUUACAAGGUUUGCUAUUGAACUCAAUGAGUUAGAUCCUGUAUUGAAAGAGAUUCUUCCAACAACAGAUGCACGAUUCAGGCCAGAUCAGAGACUUUUGGAAGAGGGAAAUGUAGAAGCAGCAGCCACAGAAAAGCAAAGAAUAGAGGAACUCCAGAGAAGUCGAAGGCGGAACAUGGAGGAGAACAACAUUGAAUACAAACCAAAAUUUUUUAAAAAAGUUAUCGAUGCCAAUCAAAGAGAGAGCUGGGUUUCUAAUGACACCUAUUGGGAACUGCGAAAGGAUCCUGGCUUUAGUAAAGUAGAAACCCCCAUACUCUGGUAAACUGAGAAUGUAGAUCUAGUAAACAUAUCACUCUCUGAAGAAAAAAAUAACUAUGCACAAUAUGUUUCUUAUAGCUAAGUGUGGUUUGUGGGUCUACAGAAAACCUACCAUUCGCUUUUAUAUUCAUCUUUAUAAUGGACUUUCGAAAGUGCAUUAGACCCAGAUCCCUGACCACUUUUGGAUCCUUUUUAUUUUGCAGCAGCCAUUUAAAAAUAACCUUUAAAGUUUCAUGUAUUAAAAAUGCAAAACAAAGGAAGCAGAUUCAUUAUCCAAAGUUGCUCGGAAGAGGUUGUAAUACACAAAACUGCAACUGGUGCUUAAAACAGACAUUGAGAGUAACAACAAACAAACAAAAUGAAAGAAAAAAAACAUUUUGUUUUAACUUGUUUUGUUAAAAACUCUUGUGUUACAACAGUCUAUCAUUUCCGGCUUGAGGCUAGUCCUUUAGUGUGAUGUGCUUGGACUGGCCUUGUCAAAAAGACACAAUGCUUUUCUGGAAGCUGUUCCCAUUCAUAUGCCAUUGUUCAUGCCUUAAACAAAACAUGAAGGUAUCCAAUAAGUCAUUUUAAAAUAUGUAUUCUUAGGCUUGUGUGAGCAGCAGAUUUUAUUCAUAUUCUAAAUAUUGGCGAUCAUGUAUUAUUAAAAAUAAAAUCCACCUAAAUG
Trachemys scripta elegans is the source of this 3869-nucleotide messenger RNA. RefSeq names its product oxysterol binding protein like 6 (gene OSBPL6). Lineage: Eukaryota; Metazoa; Chordata; Testudines; Emydidae. The transcript is spliced from 24 exons. The record is from RefSeq and is a predicted model, not a curated record. Bases 402 to 3206 code for a protein of 934 amino acids. Gene Ontology annotation, cellular component: plasma membrane; perinuclear endoplasmic reticulum; intracellular membrane-bounded organelle. Gene Ontology annotation, molecular function: cholesterol binding.